ACGUCAUCCGAACCUCCUUCAUUUACACCGACCGUCGACGAAGGCUACUUUGUCGGGGUUAAGUGGACAUUUUGAGGUUUGUAUUUUUUAGGUAGGUGUGUUAGAGUUGUGCGGGCCGACAUGGAUGAUUUUGAUAUGCUCAGCGCGCCUCAGAACAGCGCGGGAAAUGGCGUCGGUGCCGAGGAGGAGGACCCCGCCGCGGCGUUCCUCGCGCAGCAGGAGAGUGAGAUCGCGGGCAUCGAGAAUGAUGAAGGCUUCAGCAUCCUGGACAGCGGAGAGGUUCCUCCGGGUCUCGCCGACACCACCGAUGGAGCACUGAAUGGAGAUCUGCAUGAGACUAAUGGCCCCUCUGACCUGUACGCUGCCAUCUCCAGCGCUGACCGCAUGCAGACGGAGCCUGAAAGUCUGCGCAAAUGGAGGGAGGAACAACACGAAAGACUGGAGGCACUGGAUGAGAACUCCCGUCAACAGGAAGCGGAGUGGAAGAAGACCGCGAAGGAGGAGUUGGAGGAGUGGCACGCUCGACAAGAUGAGCAACUUGCUAAGACUAAAGCCAACAACAGGGCGGCGGAGGAGGCGAUCCUCUCGGAAGCGGGUGACAGCAGUCCCGGGACGGAGUGGGAGCGCGUGGCGCGACUCUGUGACUUCAACCCCAAAUCCAGCAAACAGGCCAAAGACGUGUCCCGCAUGCGCUCGGUCCUCAUCUCGCUGAAACAGACCCCGCUCGUCCGCUAGAACGCACACGCGCAUGCUCGUAUACAAACAAGCCGGAAGUACUACACCUCUCAGCAUCCCUGUGGGCCGCAUCACUUCCUGUCUGCGCCCACUGAAGUAUCCUCGAUGUUAAAUAUAUCCAUGUAUCAUCACAUCUCUUCUCUCUCUCAGAUAUUAACAAAACGUCUCCCAGCAGCCCCUGGGGCAGAGCUCUUCUCUGAGUAAUGAGAUGUGUUUGUGUUUAUACACACACCCACACACUUCAUCUAUAAAUAUAUCCAUAUGUAGUAAUAAUAAUAAUGAUCUUCACCUUAUUGUUUGUUUUUAUGGACCAAAUUCCAGCGUCAUGUUUCCAUUUACGUGUGUGUGUGUGUGUGUGUGUGUGUGUGUGUGUGUGUUAUCCAAUCUAUGCAGGAAUGAAGUAUAAACUGUGGUGGUGUUUUUGUUUGCUGUGUGUGUGUGUAUGUGUUAAAGACCGGACCAGUGUACACUUCAGCUAGUUGUUCAGAACGGCACCUUGAUUCUUGUUUGUUUGUUUUUUUUCUUGAUUCUGAUUAAACGUGGAUGAAACUUGCA
This is a messenger RNA of Neoarius graeffei (lesser salmon catfish), 1290 nucleotides long. RefSeq names its product clathrin, light chain A (gene clta). Gene Ontology annotation, molecular function: clathrin heavy chain binding; structural molecule activity. Lineage: Eukaryota; Metazoa; Chordata; Actinopteri; Siluriformes; Ariidae. Gene Ontology annotation, cellular component: postsynaptic endocytic zone cytoplasmic component; clathrin coat of trans-Golgi network vesicle; plasma membrane. The record is from RefSeq and is a predicted model, not a curated record. The transcript has 5 exons. Bases 121 to 735 code for a protein of 204 amino acids. Gene Ontology annotation, biological process: clathrin-dependent endocytosis; intracellular protein transport; clathrin coat assembly.